Molecule: messenger RNA, 531 nt
Organism: Didymodactylos carnosus
Lineage: Eukaryota; Metazoa; Rotifera; Eurotatoria; Philodinida; Philodinidae
Source: the annotation of a GenBank genome assembly
AUGAAGGCUGGACCCAGCCUCAGGGAAAACGCUGCCGAACAGCUACAAUCCAAACGACUCAAUCAACUACUUGAUUCAACUCCGUUCUCUGGAUCGACUUCACAAGAGGUCUCAGACUGGAUUGACGACUUUAGCUUCAAAUGUGAUCAACUCCAACUAGACGAUGCUCAACGGCUAUCGGUGGUUAUUGAUCUCCUAAAGGGCAAUGCUAAACUAUGGUACGACACACACAAAGAUACAAUUGAUAAUUGGGACACACUAAAAAACAAAUUAAUGACUUACUUUACACUUGUAACUGGUACCGAUCACUUUCAAUUAGAACAAAAACUCUAUAAUCGACGGCGACAACCAAAUGAGUUGGCAAUUGCCUACUGCCACAAUGUCCUUAAACUCUGUUCAAAAGUUAAUAAAUACAUGGAUGAGGAAACUCGACUCAAACAUCUUACGAAAGGGCUCAAUGCAGCAGCUCAACUACAUAUGGAUUUAAAAAGCCCGGACACUACUGAAGAUCCAAGCUCGUAUCAAGUAUGA